AUGUGGUUAUGAAUUAUUCAGAAAUCGAGUCUAAGGUUCGAGAAGCAACCAAUGAUGAUCCGUGGGGACCUUCAGGGCAACUCAUGGGAGAGAUUGCCAAGGCUACAUUUAUGUACGAACAGUUUCCAGAACUCAUGAACAUGCUUUGGACUAGAAUGUUGAAAGACAAUAAAAAAAACUGGAGGAGAGUUUAUAAGUCUUUGCUGCUCCUAGCUUACCUCAUAAGGAAUGGAUCAGAGCGUGUUGUUACAAGUGCCAGAGAACACAUUUAUGAUUUGCGAUCCCUGGAAAAUUACCACUUUGUAGAUGAAAAUGGCAAAGACCAGGGUAUAAAUAUACGCCAGAAGGUAAAAGAAAUGGUUGAAUUUGCUCAAGAUGAUGAUCGUCUUCGGGAAGAGAGGAAGAAAGCAAAGAAGAACAAAGACAAAUACAUUGGGGUUUCUUCGGACAGUGUCGGAGGAUUCAGAUACAGUGAAAGAUAUGACCCUGAGCCCAAAUCAAAAUGGGAUGACGAGUGGGAUAAAAAACCUGCUUUCCCAUUCAGCGAUAAACUAGGUGAGCUAAGUGACAAAAUUGGAAGCAGAAUUGAUGAUACCAUCAGCAAGUUCCGAAGGAAAGAUAGAGAAGACUCUCCAGAAAGAUGCAGUGACAGUGAUGAGGAAAAAUCAAGAAGAGGUAAAUCUCCCAAAGCUGAGUUUAAAGACGAAGAGGAGAUCGUAACAACCAAACAUAUCCAUAUUACACAGGCUACAGAAACUACUACCACCAGGCAAAAACGCACAGCAAAUCCUUCUAAAACCAUUGACUUGGGAGCAGCAGCACAUUAUACAGGGGAUAAAACAAGUCCAAAGCAGAACGCUGCUCACACUGCACAGUCUACAGGAAAGGCUUCUGUGCCCUCUGGCAGCAAGCCAUCUAAUGACUUGGUCGAUCUGUUGUUUGAUGGAGCCAGUCAGCCAGUCUCAACAGGUGGAUCUCCUGACCCGUUUGGAGGAUUUGCUGAUUUUAACUCAGCUGCUGCUUCAGCAAGUUUCCCAUCCUCGCAAGGUACAGCAACAAGUGAAAAUGGAGACUUUGAUGACUGGAGUGCCUUCAACCAAGCUUCUCCUUGUCCCAGUGCUCCAUCUGGAGAGUUCUUGAGCCGCCCUGUGCAGCAGCCAGCCGUGGAGCUCCUAGGCAGCUUUCAGCCAGCCUCUGCCCAGCCUCCAACUGCUUCCAAUUCUGCUGAUCUCUUUGACUUGAUGGGCCCCUCCCAGGCAACCAUGACCUCCUCACAAACUAUGGAUUUCUCUGUGAUGAGCUGUAAUGUUGUGGGCAUCAGCUUACCCAUGUCAAGGUCGCAGCCUCUGCAAAGUGUGAACACGAUGAUGCCGAAGCCCAACCCUCUUUAUAACACAAGCACAGAGAUGGUCCAGAAAAAUGCAAGCAAAUCUUUACCCUCAACUUGGUCAGAUCCUAGCGUAAAUAUCAGUUUGGACAAUUUAGUACCUGGGAUGCAGCCUUCCAAACCUCAGCAGCCAUCACUUAAUACCAUGAUGCAGCAACAAAAUAUGCAACAACCUAUGAAUGUCAUGACUCAAAACUUCGCAGCCGUGAACCUCAGUCCUCAGCCCAAUAUGAUGCCUGUGCGACCCCAGACGAGCCCAGUGAUGGGAGGGCCCAUUCCCGUGGGGAUGGGAAUGCCCGGUGUGAUGACAGGUACGAUGGGAAUGGCCUCCAUAGGACCUACACCAAUGAUGAACCAGGGAAUGUUGGGAAUAAACAUGGGAGUGCCAGCUGCCGGAAUGGGCCUGACAGGCACAAUAGGAAUCCCCAAUAUCGCGAUGACUCCUGGGACUGUACAACCCAAGCAAGAUGCCUUUGCAAAUUUUGCCAAUUUUAGCAAAUAAAGAUUGUAAAAAAAGAAAAAGUAAAACAUGGGCAGACUGAAUGAAGGAUUUUUAGCUGCGCAAACAUAGCUGGGAAGGGAUGGAAAAAAACACUGAUCAAUACCUUUUUUUUUUUCUUUAUCAGUUACUUAAACUAUGUAUCUACGUAAAGAACCAAAAGCUAUUUUCUAAAUGUUGAAAAAUUAGUAUUCAAAUUCUGGAGAGAUGAAAGGUUCUUCUGAGGAAUGUUAGAUGAUUUUGCAAAAUAAUUUGUAUUGAGACCAUCAAAAGCCUUUCCUAGGUAGAAGAACCAAUUUUAAUGUUGAAACUUGAUGGUAGACUGGAAUGGGGGUUGGGUAAAAGUGUUCAAAUCUAAUUUUAUACUUUUCUUUUUUCUUGAGGAGCUUGACUUUCUUUUUUUCCCCCCCUUCUCCCUGAUUGCUUUGUCAUAAUUGGAUCAUUCCUUUUACUACCACUCUGAAUCCACAACUGAAGUCACUCAAAUGCUAUGAUCAGUUUUUUAUAAGAAUAUAUAUUUUUGUCCAACAAAUGGCUUACAUAUGUGAUUAUGGCUAAUUCAAAGGGACCCAGAAUGUAUAUAUACACUUUUGCUAAUGUUCCAGCCACACUGCUGUGUUAUCCAAACUUUUAUUGUAAAAAUCCUCUUCCAGCGAUUUGAAUCAACGCAUUUCUGGGGCUCUACAGGCCUCUGCUGUUCCAACUCAUGUCCAGUGCAGGUCUGGGAG
Tinamus guttatus (white-throated tinamou) is the source of this 2614-nucleotide messenger RNA. Lineage: Eukaryota; Metazoa; Chordata; Aves; Tinamiformes; Tinamidae. The record is from RefSeq and is a predicted model, not a curated record.